AUGUUAAGACCCCUACUAUUAAUACUAUGUCCAAUAGUAUUACUCUCCCAACGGUUAUCACCAGUCCAGCCCUCAGGCUAUGAGGACAACAAUCAAUGGCCGGUUGAUCAACAAAACGUUCGAAAAAGCUUUGAUCCAUCGAGUGUUGAUGAAUUUUACGGUGGAAAUAGUGUUAGUACUACCAGUAGUACCAUUAGUACUAGUAGUACCAAAAACAACAUUGGAGUUCAAAAACCGGCUGUCAGUAGCAGAAGAGUUGUAAACAAAGUUUCUGGUGGUCAAAAAGUUUCUAAUUUGCCUAAAAUUGAGAGUACGACCAGGAGCUUCGAGAAGGUUGAUACCAACUUCCCUGAGUUUCAUCCUAGUCUUGAUGGUACGUUUUACAUUUGAAGGAUAAGCUACAGUACUGUAAAAUUUAAAGUACAUAAAGCUUUGAGUAGAUAGAGAUUUUGAUAAAGUAGGGCUUUUGAUACAGUAAAACAUAUUUUAUAGUAGGUCCUUGAGUAGGGUACGGUAGGUUAAGGUUGGGUAAGGUAGAGUACGGUAGAGUACAGUAAGCUACAGUAGGGUACGAUAGAGUACAGUAGGGUAGAUUAGCGUACGGUUGCGUCCGGUAGGGUACGGUAGGGUAAAGUAAGAUACCUUAAAAAUAAAAUUUUUAAAUUCAGAGUUGACAUCCAUUUUUCCUGUACCAACAACAACUUCUAUGCCUAGAACAUCAUACCGGCCUACUACAACUACUACUCUACCUACUACAACAACCGUUCUUCCCGUAAUCUUUAAUCAACAAGACCGAUUGGUUGGUAAUAGAGUAGUUCAGAAUCAGCCGUCGGCUACUUCAACUUUCUACCGUAAUCCUACACAAAGUUACCGUAAUCCUGCACAAAGUUACCGUAAUCCUGCACAAAGUUACCGUAAUCCUGCACAAAGUUACCGUAAUCCUGCAUCAAGCUAUGGUCAAUUUAACUCAGUAAGCCCGUCUGAGUACAGUACAACUCCUAGACAAUUCAAUCCUACUAAUCAGUACCAGAGUGGACCUGAUGCUCUGCAUCAGCCUAUGCCCACAAGUCAGUAUCAAUCUGAUCCUACAAUUCAAUAUCAAUCAGGCCGCAAUAGUCAGUACCAAGAUGAUGCUACUAGUCAGUAUCAGUCAAUUCGUCUCAAUCAAGGCCAGCCAACUCGUCCUAAUCAGUACCAAUCUGAUCCUAGAAGUCAGUACGAAGCAGGCCCUAUUGAUAAGCGGCCUAACCAAGUCAAUCAAGUUCAAUUCAACCCGACCAGUCGGUAUGAGAAAAAUCAAGAAGCUUUGACUCAAUCUGGCGCUAAUGGUGCAUAUGGUCCUAGUGGUACUGUUCAGCGUGAUUCGAAUCGGCAAAGGCAAUAUAAUCUUCAAGGUAAGUUGAAUUCUGCUAGGAUAUCUCAAUAUAAUCUUAGUAACUAUAGUGAUUUACAUCUAUAUACCUCUCUUAAUCAAAGUAAUCUACCUCUAUAUAGCUCUAGGCUCUAGUAACCAAGAAAACAUACCUCAAUAUAACUCUAAUAACAAAAGUAAUUACCUUUUGACUUCAGAAUCCACAGAUGAACCCAGAAGCCCUGAGGCAUCAAAGAGCAGUGAAGUUAAGAUCCUAGAAAGCAACGACCCCUACGCUAUGAUGACAAAACAAUCGAUUGAAUACCUAAGAAAAAAUACUCCAAAAGUUGCCAAUUCUAGUACUACUGGUACUAACUUUGGUACUAGAUUUGAUACUAACGUUGACAGUAACACUGGUACUAACUUUGGUACAGACAGAUCAAUUGGUCGUCAAUAUAAUCCACAAGAUCCUCAAGAUCAAUAUGGAGCCCAGAACUACCGCAGUCUCAAUCAACGUGAUCCUUCAGAAUCAUAUGGUAGUGUAAAGCAGCCUUACCGUAGUUCGAAUAUUCCUAGCCAGGCCUUCCGUAAUCCAUCAGAAACUUACCGUAAUCCAUCCGCAUCCUUCAGUAACCCACAAACGCCUUACCGUAACCCUCCUUCAAAUAAUGCCUACCGUGAUCCAUCAGCGUCCUACAGUAACCCAUCAGCACCCUACAGUAACCCAUCACCAUCUAGCACUGAUGCCUAUUCUGAAGGUCCAGUAUCGUUGACGAAGCCUCCUGGAGCUCAAGAAGACGCUACAAGACCUUAUAAUCAAGACCCAUACAGUAACUCAGUAUCAACCACAACUCAAGAUCCAUACAGUAACCCAAUCACUACUACUCAGAAUACAUACGAUGCUUCAGAAUCCUCUACUCUACCUGGUCAUGCUGGUCGAGCAGAAUUCCAAAGCCAAGCGUUACAGUACGCUUCUGACCAAGCCGAACCUCCACCGUUCUAUCCUCAACGUGACAGUAAUUCACCGUACAACGUGCCUGAAGACCGGUUGAAGAACGGACCUUACUACAGUAAUCCCGGAGCUAAUGGAAGACAAUUUUUAGCUUCAAAAGACUCCUUCAACCCUACCGUACAGAGAUACUCGGCUUCAGAAGACCCAGCUACACAGUACGAAAACAGGAUACCACAAAGAGAUCGUCGUAUCUUGCCAGGACGUACCCAGUAUCAAGCACCACGUGAUGCUUAUGAAGCUCCAGCUUCUAACGAUGACAUUACUGACACUCGAACAUACGAUAGUAACAAGCAACAAACAUACGAUGGUAGUCCACUAUCAUCUGAGUACAAUGGUGUCAGACCAAUCCAGCCAAUCAAUAGUAGAGAUCGACCUCAGUAUAGUGCUAAUGACGGGUUGUAUGGUAAUAGACUUCAGAAUCCGAGCCUGUAUCGUCAGAACUUACCAGGAUUUCUAGAAUCAGGUGAUAGAGAAGCUACAGCAACUUCCAGAAGACCUGAUGGUACUAUAAACCAAAGUAGUAGAUUUGAUACUACUGUAACACCAAGACAACCUGACACUACAGUAACUUCAAGAAGACCCUGGAGUAAUGUAGACUCACAAAGAAGUAACCACAGAGACCCUACUGUAUCAUCCAGAAGACCAACUAAAGUUCAACGUGGCUUUCAGAAUCCGAAAAAUGAUCGUGAAGACCAUAGUCGUCUAGGUAAUCGGCUAACUACUACAACAACAUCAUUCAGAUCUUCUUCAACCGAAAACAUGUUACCUACCACUGACUUUUCGACUGAACCUGUUAGCCCAGUUAAUGCCAGAAAGCCUAAGCCACAUUCUGCAGGACCUGAAUACCGUACCAAACCAGAUACCACGCUACAGCCGGCUACACAGAAGUCUUUACUACAGAAUCAGGCUAAUAUCAAUAGGGAGAGAGGUGAUAUGACUAGAGAACGAGAGGGUAUUAACAGAGAACGAGCUGAUAUCAACAGAGAACAGGCCAAUAUCAACAGAGUAAAUGAAGUAGAAAGAAGCGACUAUAACGGACAAGAUGAUCGACGUAUCACCAGUACCCAACAAAAUCAGCCUACAAGCUCCACCGGCUUCAGGAGCUCACCGUACGAAGUUGAAAGCUCUGGGUAUCAAGCUGGGCUACAGAUCGAUAGAGCUAAUACGGUAAACUACAAUAAAUACCGUGCUCAAGCUACUGAUUCAUCAUAUGAUGGUGGUCAGAAUUUGGCUACAUCAACAUCGUACGGUAGUCAGAAGCACGCUACAUCACCAUCAUACGAUACCACUCAAAGUAGCCGUGAUACCACGUACGAUGGCUACAAUAUCAAGCUUGACACUAGUACGGGAAGGCGACGAGAUGAAACUACAGUAAGCACAUAUGAAGUCGGUAGCCAGACUACAGUAAGACCUUAUGAAGUCGGUAGCCAAACCACAGUAAGCCCGUACGAAAUCGGCAGUCAAACUACAGUACCAUCCUACGAUAUCAACAGCCAAACUACAGUAAGCCCGUACGAUUCAAGUCAAACCACAAUACCUCGCCAGAAUCGACCACUACAAACCGGUCAAUACAGUAACCCCAGGUCAAACUACUCACCAUACAACCCACGACCAGAAGAUCAUAUUAACCAGUAUCGUACUCGUACUCAGGUUCAGAAUACUGGAUAUUACUAUAGAGUACCAAGUAGUAGCCAAAGUCCGUAUGACAGAAGGACUUCUACGGUAGAUCCUUACGAUGCUACGACUUCAUCAGGCAACGCUGGCUUCAGAAGCUCUACUGUAGAUCUAUAUGACCGUAGAGGAUCUACAGUAAACCCUUAUGACAGUGCAAGCUCUACAGUAGACCCUUACAACACCAGAAGCUCUACAGUAAACCCAAACAGAAGACCAACUUCUGCAUACGAAUCGACGUCAUUGCCCUACAUUAAUAUGGAUCGUACCACAGCUAGAGCCCAACCAAGUAUAGACCCAUUCCCUCUUCCUAAAGCCUUAUUUGUAGUUGACAACGCCUACGAAGCCCCUAAGCCUACGAAUGUCAGCCAAAGCCUAGACGAAGAGCUACGAAGGCUACGUGAGAAACUGAGUAGAAUUGAAGAAUACAACAAGUUUACUUUGGGUAUGGUGAUUUUGAAUACAUUCGUUUUUUUCUACCCUACCCUACUUUACCCUACCCUACCCUACCCUGCCCUACCCUACCCUACCCUACCCUACCCUACCUUACCCUACCUUACCCUACCCUACCCUACCCUACCCUACCCUACCCAACCCUACCCUACCCUAUCCUACCCUACGCUACCCUUGUCAAGGCUUCCUCAUACAGUAUGUCUUACUGUAACAAAGGCUCUGUUGUAUAAAGAGCUCUAUCGUUUUCUACCGUACUUUACCCUACCUGACCGUAUCUUACCGUAUCGUACUCUAUCUUAUCCUACCUUUACCGUAAUAUAUGUUUUUGUCACCGUACCUUACUUUAGCGUACACUACCCUAUCUUACCAUCCCUGCCUUAUUCUACUCUAUUUUACUCUAAUCGAACUUACAGUACCGUAUUAAAGCUUAAACCUAUUCUAUACUAUAUAUAAUGCCAAUUUCAGAUAACAAGGACUCAAAAUCGACCACUCUUCCCGCUUCACAAGGCUACGAUGAAGUUGUUUUCAAUAAAGACGCCGAAUCUGAAGCUCUUUUUAUGAAUGAAACGUUGGCCAACUCUACCAUACUCAAUGAUCAAGUCAUGAAUGAUACAGUAAGUAGAGUAUGCUAUUUAAAAAACGUCACAAAAUACUUUUUGUACAAAAAAACAGAAUCUAUUAUAGUUAAGCUAUGAACAAAAAUAAGGUUUUGAAGUGUACCAGUGGUUUCAGUACCAACAGUACCAGUAGUACUAAUUUGAAAAAAAAUGUUUUUUAAUAGAUAAAAGCAAAAAACUUAUGAAAUUUUUUUUAUAUGCGCGGUACCAGUGGUACCAUACAGUACCAAUUGUACCAAAUUACAAAAAAAAAUUUUUUUUUAAUUUAAAUAUUUGGAAAAAAGGUAAUUUUUUACAUUUUUUUAUUUUGGAGUAUCAAUUGUACCACACAGUACCAAUAGUACCAAAAAAUUUUUUUUUAAAUUUUUUUUUCAAAAAUUAUUUUUUGACACAAAAUUAAAAAUGUAACAUAUUUACAUAAUUUCUUUACAGAACACCUCAGAAUCCACAACAAGCCAAGCCACCGUAAAAGAAGUUCCUACCGAAUCCCUCCUACCCCAAAGCGUUACUGUGAUCAAGCCAAGUAAGCAUAAAGUUGACGGAGACACUCAGUCAGAUCAGCUUAAUAUUGAAACUACCUCUUUGACUUAUUUAGCCACUACUGAAAGUGCGGAAGUUACAGAAUCUUUUACAGAAACUACCGUAAUCCCUGAGAGUGAAAGAUCAGGCGAAAGAGGCAGAGAAACUGAUGCAAACGUGAAGAUAUCGAGUAAUAAGCUACAGAAAACAGCUGAGAUCAACGCUAAAGUAGAUGACACCACUACCAACAAGCCUUCUGAAGUCACUGAAGAAGAAGAUACAUUGGUUAGCCUGGCGAGACAAAAUGAAAUUGGCAAAGAUCAGGUGAUUGAUGAGACAACAGCCAGGCUUCUGAAGACUUUGAAGGAAGACGUCAAGCUAAAAUCAAAAGAUGUGCAGAAUUCUGUAGUAGCUAAAGAUAAAGAUGGUAGAGAUGUGAUUACUGUAGAAAAGACCAUAGAAUUGCUUCAGGUUCCAGAGAAACGACGAGAGACUAAUGAGACUGUUGAUGGGAUCAGUGGGGAUGUUGUCAUGGUUAAAAGUGAGUUUUUGCAAUUUUGAAAAAAAUUUUGAAAAAAUAAAAUGACAGAUGUUUUACCAGUACUAUAGAGUACUAGAAUGCAGAGUUUUACAAAAUUUGGUAGAUUAGCAAAAAAGUUAUGACGCAUUCUUCAUUAUAUUACACUAGACGUUCAUUAGGUCAAAGAGCUUCAAAGAUCUAUAACUUUUUUCGUUUUUCUUUUAUUUCAAUGAAAUUUACUGAAAGUGUUAAGCAUACAAAGUAGUAUCGUACCCUCAUAUUUCAGUUAAUUUAAUACAGUAACAAAAAGGUUACAGUAAUUUUUUCUUUAUCUUACCCUAGUCUUACUUAUAAGUGAAAUAACCAUGUUAUUUAGAGAACUCUACCAACUCCUUCUCAGAAACAGUACCAGAAGCACUAGUUGAGGAAUCUGCAUCAAAUUUUACUCUCAACUCUAUUACUAAUAUUACUGUAAUUGAUGUUGAUAACGAUACAAGUUCAAUAAUGAAAUCGGAACGGAACUCUACUAUUGAUUUUUCUACUGACAACAGUACUAAUACAUCUGAUGACAGUACUAGUACUACUGACAACAGUACUAGUACUACUGAUGACAGUACUACUACUACAAACGACAACUCUAAUCUAACCGCCCUUAGUACUGAUACUACAAAUUUAAGUACACUUAAUACUGAUGCCACAGAAAACAGUACCAACUUAACAACUAGUACUACUGGUACUACCGUUACUUCAGAAAAUACUGAUCUAAGUACUUCUGACGGUUUCAAUAGUACUAUCAAUUCUAUCGUUACCAAAGCCAAUAGCACUGAUAUUGUUAAUGGUACCACUAGUAUUCCUAGUGAAACUAAUAUUAUUUUUCGAGAUGAUAGUACUGAUUCUGCUACUACUAGUACUAAUAAUAGCUUGGACUAA
Molecule: messenger RNA, 7073 nt
Organism: Bursaphelenchus okinawaensis
Lineage: Eukaryota; Metazoa; Nematoda; Chromadorea; Rhabditida; Aphelenchoididae
Source: the annotation of a GenBank genome assembly